UCUUCUUCUUCAUUAUACCAUGGACAUGAACAUACUACAUCAUUACAUUUACAUUCAUGAGAUAACAUAAUACAGAAUCAACCAUAGUAAAUUUGGCACUUCAAAAAACUCCGGAAAAGCAAUUGUACAGAAUAGCACUGCUUAGGCAAGAAUAAACGCCAACAUCUGCCUCGUCCGCUCUUUUUGUUUCUGACGAAUGUGAAUGUUUACCAGUUUGACCGGGCUUCGUCACACUCACAAAUGAAGCUACAUAAGUAAUGCUCUUAACUCUAUUGUAUCUAGAUGAAUUCGCGAGCAUGCUGCAUCUGGGUAGAAAAGAAGUUGCAAGUUGUACAAAAUGUUGAGAAGGAGGCACAAGAACUAAAGAAUUAUAGGAAAGAGAAACUUUAAAAAGCAGGACUACAACAGAAACGGGCUUGUUGUACCUUCACAGUACUUAACAACUUCUUGGUAGAAAAAUGUACUCCAAGGUCAAGCGACGACUCUGAUCUGCAUUUGCUCUCACCUUUAAAAAGCAACUUCCUGCGAAGCGAACCGCUUCUGCAUGUGUUGUAUCUAUGUGGAGUGUCUUCAAAACGACGAGUAGAGCAAUGUUGAAGGCGUCUUCCUCAAUGAAUUUGAGAACCAAGAAUCUUUAUGGAGCAUUGCAACCUGUAAACAAAGAGAUGAUAGGUAAAACUAAAUGAGAAGAGAUAGUACUAGAGAAGAUGGAUGCGCCGUUCUUGUUGAGCUAGUAGUUCUAUCAUCGUCAGCGUGGCGGUGGCCCUAUUCAGCUCACGCAAGAGUUUGUUCUUGUUGCUACUUAUUUUGUUGUUGUGGUUAAGUUUUGAGUUUGACAGUUUGAAUAUCAUGAAGUUUUGAUAAAGAACGAGUCAAAAAAACAUGUCUGGUCUUCCCUUCCCCACGUCUUCUGCUACGCCAGCUACUUCUUCGGGGUCGAAGAAGAAGAAAAAGAUAUGGCCUCCCGAUCUCGCAGAACGUAUGCUGGGAGCGCCAAGAGGUACAUCUUCGAACUCGCCAUUUACAGAGGAGCAAAGGAGCCCAGGCAAUGUUAAGGGUAGGUUAAAGGUGCUUUUCUUACCGCUUUUUAUGCCUCUCUCCCUUAGGUGGAGAAAGGCAUAACAAGCGGGGUAAGCGAGCACCAAAAACCUACCUCUAAUAAUGCAAGCGCAAUGGGUAAUAUGGCUUCGCGACAUGACAUAGCGUCUCGACAUAAGAGUGCUCCUCAUUUAAGGCUCAAUACAUUUCAUUUCCAAGGGUCAUUUUUUGCGCUCUGUUUGUUACUGUUCCCUUCUAUCAUCUUGGGAUUCACAUUCAGAAGAAAUGAGUUGAAGAAAUGAACUGUUUCGAGCUCUAACUCAUGCUCAAGAAGGCGAUGCAUCAGCCUUCAGUAUGCGGACACCGGACGAGGUGCAGCGAAAGCUGAUUCACAUGGAACGACGCGCCAUAAGACAUGCAUAUAAAACCAUUUUUGCCGAGGAUUUGCUCUACUUCGUCGAAGAGCAAGGCAGAACACAGGCGCAGUACUGGGCGACGCAGGUAUCUUUAUCAUUUUGAGUCGAAAGGCAAAAUAUGGUAUCUGUAUCAUCUAAAUGUGAGAAGGAGAAGCGUUAGUUGUACGGACUAAGUGUAGCAUUGAGUAAAUGUAUCUAUCAAAACACUCCUCAGUGCGACAAGCGAGAUGCUAGUAUCGAAUUUUUGAUGCUGAAGUUGAAGGAAAAAGACGCAAGUUGCAGGAUCAUAAGACGCAAAGCGGUGAAAGAUGGUCUACCUCUCGUGGCCAACGCUCCUCAACCGGCACUUUUACCGUUAUGCUUCAUCUUGGUUUACGAGAAUAGAAGUAUCUAUGAUCUGUAAAUCUGAAGAUUAUAAUCCUCGUCGUAUCAGUCUCUACAGAAAGAUGAAAUUGGAGAAAUCCAUAGCAAAAUUUCGAUUUCCUCUAAUGCCCAUGCAACAAUUCCUGAAAGGUCUAGACCCUAGCAGUGCUCCUGCAGCCCCGGACACCAGCUACUUUGCCCAACGACAUCCAAACGACAGUGGCGGAGGUAGUAGCUCUAGCACAUCAGCUGCUCCUGCACCUGUAGUAGCAUCACAACUUUCGCCGUCUGCCUCUGGAUCUGAAGGAAAGGCCCCUUCUAUGAAAUCUCCAGCUGCUUCUCUCUAUGCUGAUGAUGGGAGCAAAAGCACACGAGUAGCGCCAGUACCUCGCAGAUUGCGUAUGGAAUCGACGCCAGCUGCUCAGGCUAAAUUUUUAGGAAUACUGGCGUUACCUAUUGAAUUUGAAACAAAAAAAUUUCGGUUGUAUCAUCUAUCCUUGAUGCUACAAUCCACUUUGAGCCAAGCAGGAAAGACAGACUCACCGUUGGAAUAAAGAGAACAUCAUAAUAUCACACCUCUAACCAACGCGGAAAACACCGCUGCCCCUGGUGCUUUAGAAAGCUCCAGUUCCGCGAGCAGUGCGGCGAGUGAUGCCUCAUUAUCAACAGGGGACGAGAAGGAGGACCAUCAAAGUGGUGAUCUCAAUGUAGAUGAAGAUGUAGAAGUCGAAGGAAGACGACAAGAAUUCCAAGAAAAACCUGAUGUCUCCGACGUUACCACGUCAACAACCGCAGAUACAGGUGACCCAGAUCGAGCUAAAAGCGCAGCAGAAGAUCCUCCCAAACCCUCGGAAAGUUCCUACGCCUGGUGGCCAACCGAGAUAGGUACUCUAGUGUCUGAGACAGCUAGUGAGCUAACUUCAAUGGUCCAGGAAGCAGUGGGGGGACUCAGUGAUUCCUCUGUGGUUAAUAUAGUACCUGCUACUGCUAGUGGCACUGAAACAACUUCUGCUGGAGUAGGAGGAGAUGGAAGUGGAACAGGAACAGUAUGUGUAGCACGCGACAGAGACCAUGACGAGGUCCUGAACCUGGAAUUAGACAGAAGGGUUGACGAAGGGCUGCUUUCGCAGUUGGGAGACUAUGAGGUACUACGAUGAAGUUGAGGAAUUGGUAGUCCAUGUUGCCUAGAGCAUUUAUUAUAUCGAACAAAAAACUUCUCACUUACUUAUGCUCAACAUCGAUGUAAAAAAAGUUCCGUCUACAUCUAGUAUUCCACAUCACCGCGCCCAGGUCGUCAACAUGAACGAGCAUCGAUGUCUGCUAAGCCGUUAUGACGCUCUGAGUCGCAACUACAGAGCCCUAGAGAAAGAGUCUCGACUGCAGAAAGCAACGAUCACCGACCAACGUUCCAAAAUCGGAGGUCUGGACGCAUCUCUUCAAGCCCAAGACCGCAUCAUCGAGAAGCUAAGAGCAGACUUUCGAGAAGCCAUGGCUUCUGCAUCGUCCAGGACGCGCUCUAGCAGUCCCGAGAAACAGCCGAUAACAGCCAAAGCACUCGAACAAAUCGCGGCUUCGCCAGGGACCACUAGUACGAGUAUGACGACAACGUCAGCGCCAGCGGGUACAGAACAUCAACGGGGGUUUGCAUCAUCAUCUCCAGGCACUACCAACGCCAGCAGCAGUGCGACACCAGGUAGCAGUUUUUUCCAACCUGGCGAAUUUCGCGUUGGCAAGACGAAGGUCGACGACUACCUCUACAUCGAAGAGCUAGAGCGCGAGAUAACGAAGCUAAGAGCGGAGUUGACAGAACGCAUGCGAGCAGCGAAAGAGGAAGCAGAAGCGGAUGACGUCGAGGAUGACCUUGUAAGGUUGUCGUCAGGUUCUGUAGUAGAAGCCCCUAGCGGAAGCAAAGGCUCUUCGAGUGCGAGGCUUAGUGGAGGUCGUGGGGUAAGAGGGAAUAAGAAGUUAUGAGAUGGAAAAUGAUUUCGAUAGAUACAGAUAGCUGGAGCUCUUUCUUGAUAUUGUUUGACGAGGCACCAGGAUUGAUUUUGAUUUGAAGUACUUACGAAGUUAUGAGUGGGAAAUAUAUGAUUUUGAUUGAUAGCUCUUAGAUAUUGUUUGACGAUGCAGGAUUGACUUGAAGUAGAAGAUUUGGGUUUCUUCAGAUGCCUUUCAGCUUUUCUAACUUCCGGCUUCCACGCACCCUGUAUCUGGCGCGAGGAAUUAGAUGUUAGGACGACACAGCUCGAGCGCCUAAGCCGCCAGUUAGACGCAACCCACAAUGCUUUUCUGUCGCAACUAGAGGAAAACAAGCUUCUUGUCAAAGAAAAGCAUGAACUUCUGCGCAAGAUUAAGACUGGAAGUGGUGCUGUAGGAUCCGCCUCGAUGUCGGGUGGAGGAAGUGAAAGCACUUCUAAUGUGAACAAUUCAAUGUCAGUGGGUUCUGAUGCAGCUCCACCAGCUGGUAACAGUUACAAGAGUACUUCUCAAGCAGACAACAUGAAUUCUACAACCCCUAACGCCUCAACCCGCGCAAUGGCACAGAAUUUUCUUCAAGAAGGUGGUGUAAGAUUCACAGGAGGUUAUAAUUCUCAUCAGAGAUGAUGAAGCGUGCGUGAGCCAAUUCAGAGCUGCCUCCAAAGGCUUAUUCAAAAAGAAAAAGCGAA
This is a messenger RNA of Amoebophrya sp. A25, 4483 nucleotides long. The record is from the annotation of a GenBank genome assembly. Lineage: Eukaryota; Dinophyceae; Syndiniales; Amoebophryaceae.